Triticum aestivum (bread wheat) is the source of this 893-nucleotide messenger RNA. Its product is annotated as chaperone protein dnaJ 11, chloroplastic. Bases 173 to 562 code for a protein of 129 amino acids. The record is from RefSeq and is a predicted model, not a curated record. NCBI's taxonomy places the organism in Eukaryota, Viridiplantae, Streptophyta, Magnoliopsida, Poales, Poaceae. The transcript has a single exon.
UCUUCUCCAAGGAGAUAAGAUCGACUGCUGGGCGUACGAGUGGCACCACAGACCCCCAGAGCCCCUAUAAAUCCAUCGGCGCCUCCGUUCUCCUCGACGAGGACGAACAACAGUGCAACGAACAAGUACUCUGCUUUGGAUCAAAGAAUCAAGAACGGAGAACAGAUAAUCGAUGGCUACAUUCGCUGCUGCAGCCGUGGCUCUUCCAGGUCGCGUUGCCGGAUCUCGGCGGUGCGUGGUGGCGCGGGCGUCUGCGACUAUGCCGGUGGCAGGGAGGACGCACUACGAGGUGCUCGGGGUGGGCGCGCGGGCCAGUAGGGGGGAGAUCAAGGCUGCGUACCGGCACCUUGCCAGGGAGGUGCACCCGGACGGCACAGGUGGAGGUGGCAACGAGGGCUUCAUCCGGCUGCACGCGGCCUACGCCACGCUCGCCGACCCCGACGAGCGCGCGUGCUACGACCGGAACGUGGCCGGCCGCGCCGCGGCUAUGAUGAUGCGGCGGGCUGGAGCGGCGGUGCCAGCGUUCCGGCGGAGGACAUGGGAGACCGACCAGUGCUGGUAGGACAGCCGGACAGCCGGACACACGCAUGUUCUGCUUUUCCAUUCCACAGGCCGGUGGCUGUUUGGUUCAGAUACGGCGCGGCGUCGCGGACGUGCUCUCGCCGGAGGAAAAACCGCUUCAGUUGCCGCGCGCUGUUCGAUCCGUCUUGAACGGCCCAGAUCGUGGUCGGAGGAAAAACCGCGACACGGCGAGAGACGUUUUUAGAAUAUCUCUUGUGCGUUCGAUCGUUAGCAAGAUGCAAGAUGCAAAUAUGUAAAUCAAUUCAGACGUAAACUUUAAGGAACUGAUUUACAUAUGCCCUUAAUUGUAGUACUCAGUAAUUGUAGUAUUA